Molecule: messenger RNA, 1341 nt
Organism: Chelonus insularis
Lineage: Eukaryota; Metazoa; Arthropoda; Insecta; Hymenoptera; Braconidae
Gene: Rrp42
Product: exosome complex exonuclease RRP42-like
Exons: 6
Coding region: 382-1257 (291 amino acids)
Biological process (GO): U5 snRNA 3'-end processing; U1 snRNA 3'-end processing; U4 snRNA 3'-end processing
Cellular component (GO): nuclear exosome (RNase complex); cytoplasmic exosome (RNase complex)
Molecular function (GO): mRNA 3'-UTR AU-rich region binding
Source: RefSeq, a predicted model, not a curated record
AAUUGAAUUGAAUAUACACACUGAUAAAACAAAAAAUGCUAACAAAUGUCAACAGACAAGUUCACAUGACACAUGAAUAUUCAUUAAAUUCAUCAGUGCUUGGAUGCUUGAGUAACAUGGAAUUUGUUUUUAUAAAUAUUAAAAACUGUUUGUAUUAUUCACUUAUACGUAAUUCCUUAAUUUCAUGAUUCAUAUUUUCUUAAUAAAAUUUUCAAGAAUAUCGUUAGUUUCAUUAAUGCCCAUAAAUUUUUUUAAAAAAUCCAAACCAAAUUUACACACGUGUAGUCAUCAUAACCUCUUUGUCGUACGCAAUAUUUGCUUCACAGUUGCGUGCAGUAUUUUUUCAAAAUUAAUUAAAUUCCGAAAUUAUAAUUAUAAAAAAUGGCAGAAAAUCCAUUAAGUUUAGCGGAAAAAACUUUUAUACUCCAUGGAGUAAAUGCAAAUAUAAGAACUGAUGGUCGUAGCCAAUUGCAAUAUCGUUACUUAGAAAUUGAAACAAAAUUGAUGCCUCAAACAAAUGGAUCAGCACGUGUAAGAAUUGGAAAUACUGAUGUACUUGUUGGAAUAAAAGCUGAAAUUGAUACACCGUUCCCUGAUAGACCUGAUCAAGGCAAAUUAGAAUUUUUUGUUGAUUGUUCUGCUAAUGCUACCCCAGAAUUCGAAGGCAAAGGAGGAGAUGAUUUAGCAGGAGAAAUUACUAGUAUUUUAACAAAUGCUUAUAAAUCAUCAAGUGCAUUCAAUCUUGAAUUUUUGAGUAUUUUAAAAUACAAAAAAUGCUGGAAGAUGUAUGUUGAUAUUCUAAUUCUUCAAUGUGGUGGAAAUUUAGUGGAUGCGAUUGGAAUAGGUGUAAAAGCUGCUUUAUUUAGCGUCGAAAUACCUAGGAUAACAGCAGCAACAUUAGAUGGUGGAGAAGCAGAUAUACAAUUAUCUGAUGACCCAUUUGAUUGCAUUAGAUUGAAUGCAGAAAACUUUCCAGUUUUAGUAACUCUGUGCAAAAUUGGUGAAAAUUGUAUAGUUGAUCCUACAGCUGAAGAAGAAGAAUGUGCAGCUGCAAGUGUAGUUGUUUCGGUUGUACCCAAUGGAAAAAUUACAGCAAUUGUCAAAACAGGAUAUGGAAGUCUUCAACAAUCUACUUUACUUAAAAGUCUUGAGAUUGCAAUACAUGUGGGACAAAAAUUAAAUUAUACAUUAAUGGAAGCUCUGAAGAAAGAAGAAUCGUUAGGACCUCAAAGACCAAUUAUUGGGUUUCUUCGGUAACUUUAUAAAUAAAUCAACUAAUAAUAAUAAAUUUAACAUAAAUUAUUUUCAUAUUUUUUUUAAUAAAAAUAUUAAUUGUACAUA